Messenger RNA from Acanthamoeba castellanii str. Neff, 1923 nucleotides. RefSeq lists its product as uncharacterized. The record is from RefSeq and is a predicted model, not a curated record. Bases 1 to 1923 code for a protein of 640 amino acids. Lineage: Eukaryota; Discosea; Longamoebia; Acanthamoebidae. Gene Ontology annotation, biological process: RNA processing; mRNA 5'-splice site recognition. Gene Ontology annotation, cellular component: U2-type prespliceosome; nucleus; commitment complex. Gene Ontology annotation, molecular function: protein binding. The transcript has 9 exons.
AUGGAGAGCCAAGGAGCCGCUGAUGGCCAUCUUAUGGAUGAAGUUGCGGCUGUCGCGCCUGCAGAAGUGGUGAGUGAUCCCCCUGUGCCGCAGCAGACCGAAGAUGAAAAGUACUGGGCCGCUGUGCGCGAGAAUCCGGCCGAUUUCUCGUCAUGGACGUACCUGUUGCAGCUCGUGGAUCACAAGGCCGACAUCAGCAGCAUUCGCGAAGCGUACGAUGGCUUCCUGGCCGAGUUCCCUCUUUGCUAUGUCUACUGGAAGCGCUAUGCCGAUCAUGAGGCGGCAGCAGGGUCCGCCCAGGACAAGGUGUCGGAAGUCUACCAGCGCUCGUUGGAGGCGUUCCCCUACAGCGUCGAUCUGUGGACCUACUACUGCACCUAUCUUGCCGAGAGGCUGGCCGAUCCCACCCUUGUUCGAAGCGUGUUCGAGCGAGCGGUCGAGAAGGUGGGCACCGACUACCUGGCCCAGAGCCUGUGGGACAAGUACCUCGACUACGAGCUCGCACAGAAGGACUUUGCCAACGUCACGCGGCUCUACUCGCGGGUGCUCGCCGUGCCCCUGGACGCGCUCGCCAAGUACUUGGAACGAUGGAGGGUCUACGCGAGCGCCUACCCGGUGAGCGACAUCCUCCCGGCCGAGGAGCUGGAGCAGCUGGCGGUGGAGGAGACUGAAGAAGCCAAGCGAGCGAAGGCCAUCGCCUCGCGAGAGGAGGUGUACCAGGCCACGCUGCAGGAGCUGGCCAAGAUUCAGCCGUUCGAGAACGUGAUCCGGGAGAGGCCCUACUUCCACGUGAAGCCCGUCUCCGAGGAGCUGCUCGACACAUGGCACCGAUACCUCACCUUCCAAGAGGCCGAAGGCAACGCCGCCCGGACCGUCAAACUCUACGAGCGCUGCCUGGUGCCCUGCUGUAACUACGUUAUCUACUGGCGGAGGUAUGCGCGAUUCGUGGAGGAGGCGCUGGGCGCCGAGGAGGCUGUCCGCGUGUGGGAGCGGGCCACCGGUAAGCUCCUCAAGCGCCGACCAGAGCCCUUCCUCGACUUUGCGCUCUUCCGGGAGGCGCACGGCCAGGUCGACGAGGCGCGCGAGCUCUUCAAGCACGUCCUCGGUUUCGCUCCCGGCCACGCGGAAGCGACGCUCAGGUAUGCGCAGCUGGAGCAGAGGCAGCAGAACUUUGACGGCGUGAACAGCAUUCUCGAGGCGGCGACGGAGAGCCCCACAUCGGAGGCGGUCGGCGCCUUCCUGGCCAUGCACCACGCGCGCAUCGUCGACCGCGCCGCACACGACGCCGCCAAGGCGCGCGGCAUCUACGACCGCGCCCUGGAGCGCUACCCGAGCAACAAGAACCUGUGGCUCGCCGCCAUCGAUUUUGAGCUCGACCAGAGCGGACGACGUAUUUCGGAGGCGGAGGAGGCCAGCGACGCGGUGCGAUUUGCGCGGGUCGUCGCCCUCUACCAGCGAGCAACCGGCGACGCCUCGCUCCUGCCGGAGGAUGACAAGCUGGAGCUGUGGCAGAACUACCUCGAGACCGUGCACGCGUUCGCCCCUCGCGUCGACAUUGUGCGCGAGGCGUCGAGCGCGUUCUUCAAGGCGUUCCCGUCGGGCAGGGUCAAGAGCAAGAAGAGGAGGCACGACGAGGAGGCCGACGCCAGCGCACACAAGAAGCUGUCGCGUCCCGCCGCCGUUCUUCCGUCGCCAGUCGGACCCGUGCCCACCCCUGCUGUUGCCGCACCUUACGGCCAGGGCAUGGGCUACGGCAUGGGCGCGUACGGAGCGCCGGCAGCUGCGGGCGGCUACGGCGGCUAUGGCGCGUACCCGCAGGCGGGUGGCUACGGUGCCUGGCCCCAACAGCCCCAGGCCGGCUACGCGGCAGCGGCACCGCAGCAGCAGCAGCAGGCCUAUCCCGGCUACUCGGGCUACUACUGA